AUGUCAGACGUGUCCUUUCUCGCAAUCAGCAAGACGUACAUCAUCGACAUGGCGGAGCGCAUAGAAACACCGGUAUCCAAGAGGCUAUCCUCUGUAAAGAAUAUCAUCAUCGUUCUCUCUGGCAAAGGUGGCGUCGGCAAGUCAUCCUCCUCGGUUCAACUCGCCCUUUCUCUUCUCGCCUUGAACCCCACAAACCGUGUGGGUCUCAUAGAUCUCGAUAUCACUGGUCCUUCUCUUCCGCGAAUGGUUGGUCUUGAUUCGCCGACUGCUACGGUCCACCAAUCGUCAGCCGGGUGGGUCCCAGUAUAUGUCGAUCAGGGGCGAAGAUUGGGGGUCAUGAGCAUAGGGUUUCUACUCAAAGACAGAGGGGACAGUGUAGUAUGGAGAGGCCCAAAAAAGGAUGGAAUGAUCAGGCAGUUCUUGAGUGAGGUGAGGUGGGGCGAGCUGGAUUACCUGGUAAUCGAUACGCCGCCAGGCACGUCGGAUGAACAUAUCUCACUCUUGACUCACCUCCACCCCCUCUUCACGCCCACAUCCUCCUCCCCUACGACCCCUUCCUCGAUCCUCAUCACUACCCCUCAAACGACCGCUCUCAACGACACCAUCAAAUCCCUUUCCUUUACCCGCAAGCUUUCCCUUCCGGUCAUGGGGCUAGUGGAGAAUAUGGCGGGCUACGUCUGUCCAUGUUGCGGAGAGAUCAGUGAUACUUUCGGUAAAGGCGGAGGAGAGGCGCUGGCGCACAAAGAGAGCGUCAACUUCCUGGGACGAGUACCGAUCGACACCGUACUUGUGGCGCUUCUGGAUGCUGUCUCGAAAGGGGAGGUGCAGGGCGAAGGAGCCAAGGAGACGAACGGCGGGGAUCAGGCUGCAUCGUCGGAGGGUUUCCCUCUGCUCGAAAAGUAUCUCGAAACGACCUCGUCCAACGUAUGGCUGGGUAUCGCGGACAAGCUUGUUGCCAGCAUAGUGGAUCGCAGAGAGAAGAUAGCCGAAAGACUUGGGCCGCAGGAACAAGGGACAUCCGCAUAGAGGAGCUGAAUGAUAGAAAUGAUCAUGUUGUAUCUUACAUCCACUUCGUACUGAAUGGAUAGGCCGUUUGCUUUGACUCUUCUCACAUAUGCGGUACGUCGAUUACACUGAUCAUAGGCUGUGGGACAAACGCGCAUGAGAAUGUCGGGCGAUGAAAGGACAAGCGCUGGGUAUGAAGAGCUGAGGUUCAGAUACAGUGCCAUCUCAUCAAGAC
Molecule: messenger RNA, 1240 nt
Organism: Cryptococcus amylolentus CBS 6039
Lineage: Eukaryota; Fungi; Basidiomycota; Tremellomycetes; Tremellales; Cryptococcaceae
Product: cytosolic Fe-S cluster assembly factor CFD1
Exons: 3
Coding region: 1-1026 (341 amino acids)
Biological process (GO): iron-sulfur cluster assembly
Cellular component (GO): cytosol
Molecular function (GO): ATP-dependent FeS chaperone activity; ATP binding; 4 iron, 4 sulfur cluster binding
Source: RefSeq, a predicted model, not a curated record